AUGUCGCUGUUCGGAUCGUCCCCUACCGACAAGGAAAGUGAGCCGACGCCGGUGACGACGCCGCGCCGCCAGAACAAGGCUCGAUCCGGCAGCCUCUUUGAUGGCCCCCGUCCAGGUUCCCGGUCGGGCUCAUCCAACGGCAUCUUCGACGAUGGCAGCAAUCGCCACGACGAUGCAGAGCCCUGGGACAUGCCGACGCCACGCAAGAUGCAGAGCCAAGCGGAGGUCGUUCGUACUCUGCUCCCAGCAUCUGACGUGCCCGACAGCUACAUCGACAUAUUCGAUGCCGUCCUCCAAGAGGAUGGCAGUCACGGCCGAGUGACGGCGGCUGGUGUUGCCAAGCUGUUUGCCAACGCCCGCUUGGGGGCCGACGCCCAGGCCCGCAUCAUGUCCCUCGUUGCGCCCGGCGAUAGCUCCAACGUCACGCUCGGCCGUGGCGAGUUUAAUGUUCUGCUGGCGUUGCUUGGAUUGGCACAGGAAGGGGACAUCAUCAACUUGGAUGGUGUGGAUGAGAGACGGCAUGAUCUCCCGCUGCCAAAGCUUCCGGGCCUCACCGCCGAACCUGUGCUUCCGCCCGUCGCUGAACUAUCUGCGAAGCCCCCCCAGGAGCCAGUCGAGCCGCCGCCGCAGGUGGAUUCCGCGCCGGCUCGGUCGCACCAAGAGGCAGAGUCGCCUCCCAAGAUACUUCGCCCCGUCAUGGGAGACCCCGAGGACGAUCCUUGGAACUCGCCCGAGAUGCACAAAGGCCACGACCACCGGGAGAACAACAUCGCCGAAGACCGCGAUGCCAUCAACGGUCACGGCGGCUUCCAUGAGACCCCAACGCCUACCCUGUCAAGGGGAGCUGCGAACCAUUACGUCGCGAGCAUAGAAACGCCAGCACCCCCAAGCAGCACCAGGCCGACGAGCGGCUCCGUUUCCGCCCAGCCUGGGUGGGGGGGUUAUUUUGGAGACCGCAGCCCGACAGCGCCGGCCGACUUCCGUGUUACCUCACCCCAUGUCGCCCCGAGUCCGUUUGGAGGAGACGGAGGCGCGGCUCAACCUGCUAGCAACCCUCCGCCUCCCACAAGCAGGACCAUGGCCGGUCGGACAGGCAGCAACCUCGAAGAGAACAUUGUCGUGACGCUGAUGCCGGGCAAGGAGGGCAUCUUUCUCUUCCAGCACCACAACUACGAAGUCUCGAGUCAGCGCCGGGGAAGCAAGGUUAUUCGCCGGUACAGCGACUUCGUCUGGCUGCUCGACUGCCUGCAGAAACGGUACCCCUUCCGCGUCCUUCCACUCCUGCCACCCAAGCGGGUGGCUGUCAACGGGAACCACCUGUCCAACGACGGGGGCUUCAUCGAGAAGCGAAGACGGGGCCUGGGUAGAUUCUUGAAUGCCCUCGUCCGGCACCCCGUUUUGGCUCAGGAACAGCUGGUCAUCAUGUUUCUGACGGUCCCGACGGAGUUGUCCGUUUGGCGAAAGCAAGCGACCAUUUCCGUCCAGAACGAGUUCGCCGACCGAGUGCUGCCUCCUGGGCUGGAGGAUUCCCUUCCCCCGACAUUGGAGGAGCUCUUCACUCGCACGCGCUCGGGUGUGCGCCGCUCGGCCGAGCUCUACAUCAGCGUUUGCAACAUCAUGGACCGUCUCGUCAAGCGGACCGAAGGCGUUGCCGCGGAUCACGCCCGCGUCGCCAUGAUGCUCAUCUCACUCACAGAGGCGUCGAGUGACACGUACGCAACCGACACCAAUGAAGUUCCGCUUCUCAACGACGGCCUCGUCGCCAUGAGCAAGCACCUGCGAACGUGCCAGACCCUCCUGGAGGACGAGAGUCGCGGCUGGGACGAGGGUGUGCUGGAGGACCUCAAGCGCCAACGGGAUGCUCUGGUCAGCUUGCGAGACAUGUUUGACCGACGCGAGAGGCUGGACACGGACAACAUUCCUUAUCUGGAGAGGAGAAUCCAGACGAACGAAACCAAACUGGCAAACCUGAGGUCCAAGCCGGAAGGGCUCGUCAAGCCUGGUGAGAUUGACAAGGUGGCCGAGUCUAUUAUCAAGGACAAAGAAUCCAUUGUACAGCAAUUCAACCGGUCCAUCUUUGUCAAGCAGUGUAUCCGAGAUGAGCUCGUUACAUUUCAGACGACGCAGUAUCACAUCAGCAGGUGGAAUCAGGACUGGGCGGCGGAACGGGUCAAGUAUGCCGAGAUGCUGGCGGACAAUUGGCGACGUCUGCUGGACGAACUGGAGGGCAUGCCGCUGGGUGACUAG
Molecule: messenger RNA, 2247 nt
Organism: Drechmeria coniospora
Lineage: Eukaryota; Fungi; Ascomycota; Sordariomycetes; Hypocreales; Ophiocordycipitaceae
Product: Sorting nexin mvp-1
Exons: 4
Coding region: 1-2247 (748 amino acids)
Biological process (GO): protein targeting to vacuole; retrograde transport, endosome to Golgi
Cellular component (GO): endosome
Molecular function (GO): phosphatidylinositol-3-phosphate binding
Source: RefSeq, a predicted model, not a curated record